Messenger RNA from Kockovaella imperatae, 2529 nucleotides. Its product is annotated as putative transporter. NCBI's taxonomy places the organism in Eukaryota, Fungi, Basidiomycota, Tremellomycetes, Tremellales, Cuniculitremaceae. The record is from RefSeq and is a predicted model, not a curated record. Bases 299 to 2245 code for a protein of 648 amino acids. The transcript is spliced from 5 exons. Gene Ontology annotation, molecular function: transmembrane transporter activity. Gene Ontology annotation, biological process: transmembrane transport.
CGCUCUCUCUCUCUCUCUUCCGCUCUGUUCACUUUCACACCAACAUCGUCGACCUGCAAAGACACCUUUCGAGUCCUUUAGAGAUCGAUCCAUUCAGCUGUCCAGAGAGUGGCACACGCCUCCACAUCAUUUUUGUGGCAGAACUAAAACUAAAUCGUCCGGGUUAUCCGCUCGAUACGGCCGAUUAUUACUCCUCUCCCGCCAGGCCUCGUCCUUGGCUGGGAGCAUCAUCCCAUCUCGUGCAGAUCUUGUUCAUCGUGUGAACACCAUCCGCCCCUCUCCCCCCCACCCCCUCACCAUGUCCAGAUCUGAGUCCAACCACUCCACCUCCACUCCCACCCUACAUGAGCCACAACGGGCUGCUCCCACCGCCAUGCCCUCCAAAUACCCUCCAUCUACAUCUGAACCCGUCGACUCGUACACGAUCAAGAAGAGACCGUGGAGACGCUACGUGACACCUUUCGAAAACAUUCUGAAUCACAAGUACCCUGGCUCUGGUACGGAUGAAGAUCCAUACAUUAUCGAUUGGUUACCGAAUGAUCCUGAAGACCCACAGCGUUGGUCUCAAUCCUACAAGUGGUUCAAUAUCGGUGUAGCGGCUAUCGCGACGCUGGCCGUCGCUUUGUCAAGUUCAGCGUACACUGGUGGUAUUCCUGAUCUCAUACGGCAGUUUCAUGCCAGUGAUGAGCUACUCAUCGCCGGUGUCUCUCUGUUCGUCGUCGGAUUUGCUUUUGGGCCUUUAAUGUGGGCACCCAUGUCAGAAGUAUUUGGCCGUCGAAUCGUCUUUAUUAUCUCCCUCGGUCUCAUGACUGUCUGGCAAGCCGUCACGCCAGCUUCUCCCAAUAUCGCGGCCGUCAUUGUAUUCCGUUUCCUCGCUGGGUUCUUUGGAUCCUCGCCUCUUGCCAACGCCGGAGGCACCAUUUCUGAUGUCCUCGAUGCCAAUCAACGAGGCCUCGGCAUGGCCAUGUUUGCCGCUGCGCCAUUCCUUGGACCCUCCCUCGGACCCAUCACGGGAGGCUUUCUCGGACUGACUUCCGGCUGGAGAUGGGUGAUGGGAUUCCUUGCCAUUUUCACCGGAGUUCUCACAUUGGUCUUGAUCGUGUUGUCAGCAGAGACAUACGCGCCUUUCCUGCUUCGCAACAGAGCGGACACGUUGUCCAAGGCCACUGGAAAGCAAUAUCGAUACCGUGCAGAUGCGAAGCAACCCUUGGUCAUCAAGACCUUGUUCAAGGGAGCGCUACUCAGGCCUUGGAAGUUCUUGAUCUACGAACCCAUCGUCAUGAUUCUCACCAUCUAUACCGCUCUCGUCUACGGCAUUCUCUACCUCAACUUUGCCGCCUACCCGAUCGUCUUCCAAGAAGGUCGAGGCUGGAAUACUGGUAUCGGAGGUCUCGCAUUCUUGGGUAUCCUCGUCGGAACCAUUAUCUCUGUCCUUCUCUCCAUCUUUUACAUCAACCCGCAAUACCUCAAAGUCGCCAAAGCUAAAGGUGGUCGUGCCGACCCUGAGGAUCGACUGCCACCAGCAAUCUGGGGAGGCGUCCUCAUCGUCAUCGGCAUUGCAGGUUUCGCCGCGACUGAUUCACCUAACAUUCAUUGGAUCGCACCUAUCAUGUUUGGAAUUCCAUUCGGAACAGGAGUCAUUGUCAUGUUCCUUGCUGUCCUCAAUUACCUUGUCGAGUCUUACUUAAUUUACGCGGCCAGUGUGCUCGCUGCCAAUUCUGUCCUUCGAUCACUCUUUGGAGCCGCCUUUCCUCUGUUCACCUCAUACAUGUACAAAGCCCUUGGUGUCCAUUGGGCCGCUGCUCUUCCUGGCUUCUUUGCCCUCGCUCUUAUCCCUUUCAUUGCCGUCUUUUACAAGUAUGGAGCCAAGAUUCGUGCAAACUGCAAAUACUCCGCAGAUGCCGAAAGGCAAAUGGCAGCGAUGAUGGCUGCCAGAGCACAGCAAAACAAACAGGACGAGGAGGCCAAUGCGGAAUCCAGUGGAUCGUCUGCUGAGACUGCAACCGGAGGAGGAGAAGCUUCGGUAUCCAAUGAACCUAAAACCCAGUCCGGACAAGUCAACGAGAAAACAUCGUCAUUGUCUGGCGACCCAUCUCACCCCAGCCAUCCCGAACAUCCCGAUCAUCACGAAUGGACCAUCUACGAGAUCUUGGCGGAUAGAGAUGAGAUUGACAUGAGGGAUGACGAGCGAUUAAAGCUCGAGGAGCUGCACGAAAAGUUUGACUAUCAAAAGAAGAAGAACUGAAACGAAUGGAGAGGAAACAUCACACAUACCUUUCAGUCAGAAGCUCGUUGAGCCCAUUACGUCUCUAGAUUUAUAGUGGUUUCCCACUUUGUCGACCUUUACUGUUUUCAAUAUAGAUAACUUGCAUACCUGUAUCGCGCAGACACGGGUGGUUGCUGCUGUGCACCAGGAUACCUCAUGAAGCAGCAGGUUGGGACUAGACCAAUAAGCGAAAAAAGCUGCGAGAAAAUUUGAGGUACCAUCCUUCGUAACGCAGACUUGUCCGGUCAAGGUCGUUCAAACGC